Panicum virgatum (switchgrass) is the source of this 1003-nucleotide messenger RNA. RefSeq lists its product as uncharacterized. Gene Ontology annotation, molecular function: protein binding. The record is from RefSeq and is a predicted model, not a curated record. The coding region runs from base 125 to 961 and encodes 278 amino acids. The transcript has 2 exons. NCBI's taxonomy places the organism in Eukaryota, Viridiplantae, Streptophyta, Magnoliopsida, Poales, Poaceae.
CCGCACUUGCUUUGUACAUGGCUAUUAUCCAAACACUACUGUAAAAGGCCUAAGCUGGGCCGCAUGUGUCACAAAAAAUAUACUUUACACCAAUAAGCUUACUUUGAAAUUAUGCAAUCAUCUAAUGUUGCCCCUGAUACAUUCACAUGGUAUGCACAUUGUAUGUUCAUCCCUCAUGGAAGCAUUGAAUAAUGGAAGCCAACCUGAAAGGGUCCUACAGUUGAUGAAAUUCAUGAAGCAAAAACAGAUACCGUUGAACCAAAAGGCUUAUUUUGAGAUAAUAGCUUCAUGCAGCAUGCUACGGGAAUGGAAAACAGCCAGUAAAAUAAUUGAGCAAUUGGAUUCCUCCCUCUCAUCCAUUUCUGUUGGCACACUAAACCAUCUUUUGAAUUUUCUUGGAACCGUGCAAGUGAUUGUUUGUCUAAAAAAACAGUAUAGUGAUGACUGUUUUUGUAUUUGCACUGAAUUAAGGAAUGCAUAUUCCUCUAAUCUGUUCACUCAAAUUUUAGAAAAUAUUUAUGAGACAAGAAGCAAGAGCUUUACCUGGGAUUGGGCGAAGAGGAGGCCGGCGCCGUUUCCGGUGAAGCGCAGGGCGUUGGGGCGGCCCCGGGACGAGGUUGCGCCGGCGAGGCACCAGGCGGCGACGACGACGAGGCGCGCAGUGGCGCGGCCGAGGACGACGAGGUCGGGGCAGCGCGCGGGGCCGGGGCAGGGCGGCGUCGGGGCGGCGCCGGGGGACGAGCUCGCGCUGGCGCGGCGGGGGACGCGAGUGCUGCGCGGCCGGCACGGCGUGCCGGGCCGGGGAGGUCGACGACGACGCGCGGCGGCGCACGCGGGGGAGGGACGGCCGGGGACGGGGGCGGCGGCGAACGUCGAUCUGAAUUUUGUGAAGUGUGGGAGAGAAGGGAUUUAUGGGGGGAGUGCUCGGUUAGUGCCGGCUAACAAUACCAGCCGGCACUAACGUGCCCUCUGUGACGUCAUCUGGCCAUGUUAGUGCCGGCUG